Molecule: messenger RNA, 1014 nt
Organism: Lycium barbarum (goji berry)
Lineage: Eukaryota; Viridiplantae; Streptophyta; Magnoliopsida; Solanales; Solanaceae
Exons: 1
Coding region: 1-1014 (337 amino acids)
Source: RefSeq, a predicted model, not a curated record
AUGCUGUCCAACAGAUUGAAAAGAGUACUACCAAGUAUCAUUUCUGCUAAUCAGAGUGCAUUUGUGGUAGGAUGGACUAUUGUUCAAAACAUACUCAUAUGCCAGGACUUAGUCAGAUUAUAUAACAGGAAACAAACCACAAGUAGCUGCUUGAUCAAAAUAGAUUUGAAGAUAGCAUAUGACACAGUAGAAUGGGAUUUUGUUGAAGAGAUGUUAUAUGCACUGGAGUUCCCUCAGAAGUGCAUUAAAUGGAUAAUGAAUUGUGUAACCACUGUCCAGUACUCAAUAACUAUAAAUGGGGGUCUGUAUGGGAGUAUUAAAGGGAAGAGGGGACUAAGGCAAGAGGACCUAAUAUCCCCAUUACUUUUUGUGAUAUGCAUGGAAUGCUUCACUAGAAUAAUGAAUGUGGUAGCUGAACAACAGGGAUUUAAAUUUCAUACCAAAUGCAGAAGUUUAAAACUUAAUCACCUUUGUUUUGCAAAUGAUGUCUUGAUAUUCAGUAAGAGGGAUUUUCAGACUGUCUUACUGCUUUUGAGGGGCCUAAAAACUUUCUCUAAUGCUACUGGACUGUGUACAAAUACAACCAAGUCUAAUAUAUUCAGUGUUAACAUGCCAGUUCAGAGUAUGCAGGAUCUGAUAGAAUUGACAGGUUAUACCAAAGGGUCCUUACCUUUCAGAUACCUUGGAGUACCCAUGUCAGCUAAGAGAAUAUCAAAGAUGGAUUGUGAAAUGCUCAUUGAUAAAAUUACGGCAAGAAUUAGAAGUUGGGGUACAAGGUACUUUUCAUAUGCAGGUAGAGUCUUAUUGGUUAAUUCAGUACUUCUGCACAUACACAGCUACUGGUCAUCCAUUUUUCUUCUACCCAAGCAAGUCCUAAAAGGAAUUACUGCUCUGUGCAAAAAUUUCCUAUGGGAUGGCAAGACAGCAAUUAACAGAGUAACAUUGGUGGCUUGGGAUUUGGUAUGCAGGGCAAAGCGUGAAGGUGGAUUAGGAAUAACAGACUGCUUCAAAUAA